AUGUCUGGAGGACCAAGUAGAGACAGAGAUAAAGGGAGGAAAUGGGAAUCCGGAGCAUUAAAAAGAAAAAGAAAGGUUGAAGCUGUUAUAUCCAACCAAGCUCUAAGUUCCAGCAUGUUGAAGUUUCUCAAGAAACCUUCUUCGAGUGUCACUGCUUCAGAGUCAUCUGAUGAAACUUUAGUUUCUAAGCCAGUAUCAGAGUCAAAUGAAUCUUUUUUUUGGAAAUUCUGA
This is a messenger RNA of Parnassius apollo (apollo), 231 nucleotides long. NCBI's taxonomy places the organism in Eukaryota, Metazoa, Arthropoda, Insecta, Lepidoptera, Papilionidae. The record is from the annotation of a GenBank genome assembly.